Messenger RNA from Ruditapes philippinarum (Manila clam), 1640 nucleotides. RefSeq names its product E3 ubiquitin-protein ligase TRIM56-like. Bases 1 to 1248 code for a protein of 415 amino acids. The transcript has a single exon. Gene Ontology annotation, molecular function: zinc ion binding; ubiquitin-protein transferase activity. The record is from RefSeq and is a predicted model, not a curated record. Gene Ontology annotation, cellular component: chromatin; nucleoplasm. NCBI's taxonomy places the organism in Eukaryota, Metazoa, Mollusca, Bivalvia, Venerida, Veneridae. Gene Ontology annotation, biological process: positive regulation of DNA-templated transcription.
AUGUUGCCAAUUCUGCUUAACGAAUGCGCUAUUUGUAACGAGACAUUGAAAAAUCCUAAACUAUUAUCGUGUAACCAUACAUAUUGUGAGCUUUGUAUAAAUACUUGGAUUUCUAAAUCAAAAAAGAAUUCUGGUAUAGAAUGUCCAUUAUGUCGACAAGUUACACCGCCCCCAAAACCUUGUGUAGGCGCAGCAUUUUGGGCAUCUAUGUUACCGGACUUAACAGCUGGAAAAGAAAUUGAUGUUCUGUGUAAACCUUGUGAGUCAAUACAAGAGCGAAAUGCGGCGAAGUUUUAUUGCCUGGAAUGCAAAGAAUACAUGUGUGUUUUCUGCCGUGUGUCUCAUACAAAAUUUAAAGUACUCAAAUCUCACAGGACGGUUGAACUUGACAGUCAUGACGAGAAUAGUAUUCAGUCGUUCAAAGAGUACAGUAAGCUCCUUAUGUGUGACUUACAUCCUGUGAAAGAGAUAGAAUUCUUCUGUGAAGACGACGAUGCUUUAUUUUGUUCAACCUGUGCAUUCCUUCAUCAUAGAUCAUGUUACAGUGUUAAGGAAAUAAAGGCAGAUUAUGCGGAAAUCAAGACAGUAAAACCACUUUCGGCUAUUUCUAAAAACCUAAAAACAAUUAGAAAAAAAGUAGAAGAGGUUUCUGCAUUUCAUAAUAAAAACAAUGAGUUACUUGUAAAGAAUGAGCGUGAAAUAACUGCAAAAUUAAAAGCAUCGGAACAAAAUAUUCUAAGAAGCUUAAAAAGUUUUCACGGCGAAGUCAUAACCAAACUGAAUGAAAAGAAUAGGCCUUACAAGACGACCAAUGAUGAAAAAAUAAAGAUUUGCUGUGAAAUUAUUGAGAAUCUGAAAAGGGCUGAAAACACAGCAAAAGAUACAAUGGGCGUGGCAUCAGGUAGUGCAGAAUACGUCAUCAUGUCAAGAAGGCUUGAAAAAAGGUACGAUGAAAUUCAAAAUCAAAUAGAGACACACGAGCUAAGUACAAAUACUUCCAACAAAUACAUGUUCGAAUUCAAUGAAGACUUUUUCAGAUCGCUCAACCAGAUUGAGACGUAUGGAUGCUACAAAGAAACAAAAUGUCCCCGUCUAAUCAUUGAAUUCUCAACAACGGUUAACAAAUCAAAUUUUGUUCCAACCAAAGCGAUGAAAAUAAGCUCAAAAUUAGCAAGACGAAAAACCUACUUUCCGUCUGCUUGUUACAUGUUUGAUGAUAAAGAAGAAAGGGUGGUUUUAGCAGACUAAAGGAAAAAGCGUCUGGUUAUUCUGUCAGGAACUGGAAACGAAGAUACUGUCAAACUAAACUUCGACCCAUACGCAAUCUUGAUCACUAAAAAGAGCCUGUAUGUUUCUUUUCCACAUGAGAAGAAAAUACGAAAAAUAUGCCAUAAAACGUUCUUUCGAGCAAGUUGGUGAAAUUCGAACUAAGCAUAAGUGUUAUGCUAUUGAUUUCCUGUUGAAAACAAGCGAAAGCAAGAUUGUUGUAUCCUUAUAUGACGAAAAAACCUGGAGUCUGGCUAUAUACAGAGAAGAUGGUUCCACUGAAGUUAGUUGCCUUAAAGGAGACGCUUCUCAGAACCCUUUCACGUCACUUUGGUAUUUCAAAAUCAUUGAAGGCUGUGUGUAUUGGUCAUGCC